AUGUGGGCUCAACUUCUUCUAGGAAUGUUGGCCCUAUUGCCAGCCAUUGCAGAAGAACUUGUCCCAAACUACCUGGUGACAUUGCCAGCCCAGCUUAACUUCCCCUCCACUCAGAAGGUUUGUUUGGAUCUGAGCCCUGGGUAUUAUGGUGUAAAAUUCACUAUUACUCUGGAGACCAAGGACAAGACCCAGAAAUUGCUAGAACACUCUGGAAUGAAGAAGAGGCACUUACAUUGUAUCUCCUUUUUGGUACCGCCUCCUGCUGGUGGCACAGAAGAAGUGGCCACAAUCCAAGUGUCAGGAGUUGGAAAUAGAGUCAGAUUUGAGGAGAAAAAGAAGGUUCUAAUUCAGAGGCAGAGGAGUGGCACUUUUGUACAGACUGAUAAACCUCUCUACACCCCAGGGCAGCGAGUGUAUUUCCGCAUUGUCACCCUGAACAGCAAUUUUGUUCCAGUGAAUGACAAGUACUCCCUGGUGGAACUGCAGGAUCCAAAUAGCAACAGGAUUGCACAGUGGCUGGAAGUGGUGCCUGAGAAAGGCAUUGUAGACCUGUCUUUCCAACUGUCAUCAGAGGCAAUGCCGGGCACUUAUACUGUGGCAGUGGCUGGAGAGAAGACCUUUGCAACUUUCAGUGUGGAAGAAUAUGUGUUGCCUAAGUAUAAGGUGGAAGUGGUGGAACCUAAGCAGUUAUCGACGGUGGAGGAAUCUUUCUUAGUAAAAAUUUGUUGUAGGUACACCUAUGGAAAGCCCAUGCUAGGGGCAGUGCAGGUGUCCAUGUGUCAGAAGGCAUUUACCUACUGGUAUCAUGAGAGGGGAAGGGAGCAACUACCUGACAAAUGCAAGAAACUCUCUGGACAAACUGACAAAGCAGGAUGCUUUUCAGCCUUUGUGGACAUGUCCACCUUCAACCUCACUGGCCACAUGUACAGCCAAAGCAUCGAUAUAGUGGCUACUGUAGUGGAGGAAGGGACAGGUGUGGAGGCCAAUACCACACAGGAGAUAUACAUUUCUUCACAAAUAGGAUCAGUGACCUUUGAAGACACCAAUAAUUUUUAUUAUCCCAAUUUCCCCUUCAGUGGGAAGGUAAGAGUUAGGGGCCAUGAUGGCACUGUCGUCAAGAAGCAUUCAGUGUUUCUGGUGAUUUAUGGCAUAAAUGGAACUAUCAACCAGACCCUCAUUACUGACAACAAUGGCCUUGCUCACUUCAAGCUGGACACCGUCCCUUGGAAUGGGACAGACAUUUCUCUGGAGGGCAGGUUCCAAAUGGAAGAUAUUGUAUAUAAUUCAGAGCAAGUGCCUCGCUACUACCAAAAUGCCUUUCUGCACCUGAGACCCUUCUACAACACAACCCGCAGCUUCCUUGGCAUCCAUUGGCUAAACGACGUCUUGAAAUGUGGCCAGCCCCAGGAAGUGCUGGUGGAUUAUUACAUUGAUCCAUCUGAUGCGAGCCAUGACCAAGAAAUCAUCUUCUCCUACUAUUUAAUAGGCAAAGGGAAUUUGGAGAUGGAGGGGCAGAAACACUUGAACUUUAAGAAGAAAGGACAGAAAGGCUCCUUCUCUAUCUCACUGACCUUCACUUCCAGACUAGCCCCUGAACCUUCUCUGGUCAUCUACGCCAUUUUUCCUGGUGGAGGUAUAAUAGCUGACAAAAUCAAGUUCUCAGUGGAGAUGUGCUUUGAUAAUCAGGUUUCCUUUGGUUUCUCACCUGCCCAGCAACUUCCAGGAGCAGAUGUGGAACUAGAGCUGCAGGCAGCUCCUGGGUCCCUGUGUGCAGUCCGGGCUGUGGAUGAGAGUGUGUCACUACUUAGACCAGAGAGAGAGCUGAGCAACAGUUCUGUCUAUGGGAUGUUUCCAUUCUGGUAUGGCCAAUACCCCUAUCAGGUUGCUGAAUAUGAUGAGUGUCCAGCAUCAGGCCCAUGGGACUUUCCUCAACCCCUCAUUGACCCUGUGCCUGAAGAACGUUGGAGCAGGCGUUCUGUUUUCUGGAGGCCCUGGUUCUCUGAAAGCACUGACCUUUUCAGCUUUUUCCAGGACAUGGGCCUGAAAAUACUGUCCAAUGCCAAGAUCAAGAAGCCAGUAGAUUGCAAUCGCCGGUAUCCAAAUUACGCCACUGCAUUUGCAAGCGGCGGUAUUCUUCGAGAGGGUUUUGAGUCAUCAUCUUCAUCAUCUCAGUCAAGGGACUCUCAGGUCCGCCAGUACUUCCCAGAGACGUGGAUCUGGGAUCUGUUUCCUAUUGGUAACUCUGGGAAAGAGGCUGUCCAUGUCACAGUUCCAGAUACCAUCACCAAGUGGAAGGCCAUGACUUUCUGCACCUCCCAGUCCAGAGGCUUUGGUCUUUCACCCACUGUUGGACUAACUGCUUUCAAGCCAUUCUUUGUUGAUCUGACUCUCCCUUACUCGGUAGUUCGUGGGGAAUCCUUUCAUCUUACUGCCACCAUCUUCAAUUAUCUAAAGGACUGCAUCAGGGUUCAGACCAAACUGGCUAAAUCAGAUAAGUACCAGAUAGAAUCGUGGGCAGGCUCUGAGGUCUCCAGCUGUCUCUGUGCUGAUGAAGCAAAAACCUAUCACUGGAACAUCACAACUAUCAAAUUGGGUCAGGUAAACUUUACAAUUAGUACUAUGAUUCUGGACAGCAAUGAGCUCUGUGGAGGCCAGAAAGGGUUUGUUCCAGAAAAGGGCCGAAGUGAUACACUUAUUAAGCCAGUUCUGGUCAAGCCUGAGGGAGUCCUCGUGGAGAAGGCACACAGCUCACUGCUGUGCCCUAAAGGAAAGGUGGCUUCAGAAUACAUAUCCCUGGAGCUCCCUGUAGAUGUUGUUCCUGAUUCAGCCAAGGCUUAUGUUACUGUUCUGGGGGACAUUAUGGGCACAGCCCUGCAGAACCUAGACAAUCUGGUGCAGAUGCCAACAGGCUGUGGGGAGCAGAACAUGGUCAUGUUUGCCCCCAUCAUCUAUGUCUUGCAGUACCUGGAGAAGGCAGGGCUGCUGACUAAGGAAAUCAGGUCUCGGGCAGUGGGUUUCCUGGAGAAAGGGUACCAGACAGAACUGACGUACAAACACAGCAAUGGUUCAUACAGUGCCUUUGGGGAGCGAGAUGGAAAUGGAAACACAUGGCUGACAGCCUUUGUCACCAAAUGCUUUGGCCAGGCUCGGGAAUUUAUCUUCAUUGAUGACAAGAACAUCCAGGAUGCUCUCAAGUGGAUGGCAGGAAACCAGCUCCCCAGCGGCUGCUAUGCCAAUGUGGGAAAGCUCCUUCAUACGGCUAUGAAGGGUGGUGUUGAUGAUGAGAUCUCGUUGAGUGCAUACAUCACAGCUGCAUUGCUGGAGAUGGGAAAGACCAUAGACUACCCAAUGGUGAGUCGGGGUCUGCAAUGUCUCAAGAAUUCUGUCACUUCCACCACCAACCUCUACACACAGGCCCUCCUAGCUUAUACUUUCUCCCUGGCUAAGGAAAUGGACAUCAGAAAUAGUCUUCUUGAAAAAUUAGAUCAACAGGCUAUCAUCUCAGGAGAGUCUAUUCACUGGAGCCAGAAACCUCCUCGGCCAUCGAAUGCCACGUUUUGGUCUGAGCCCGAGAGUGUAGAUGUGGAGCUCACAGCAUAUGUAUUGUUGGCCCAGCUUAUCAAGGCCAGCCUGACUCAAAAGGAGAUAGCAAAAGCCACCAGUAUAGUGGCUUGGCUGGCCAAGCAACGCAAUGCAUAUGGGGGCUUCUCUUCGACUCAGGAUACUGUAGUUGCUCUCCAAGCUCUUGCCAAAUAUGCCACCACUGCCUAUGUGCCAUCUGAGGAAGUCAACCUGGUUGUAAAAUCCACUCAGAAUUUCCAGCACACUUUUAAUGUGCGGACAGUUAAUCGGUUGCUAUUUCAGCAGGAGACUCUACCUAAUAUCCCUGGAGUGUACACCUUGGAAGCCUCCGGCCAGGGCUGUGUCUAUGUGCAGACGGUGCUGAGAUACAACAUUCUCCCUCCUAAAAAUGUGGAGACCUUUAGUCUUAGUGUGGAAAUUGGAAGAGCUAGAUUUGACAAACUUACUUCACCUCAAUCAUUGACUCUUAAUAUCCACACCAGUUAUGUGGGAAGUCGCAGCUCUUCCAAUUUGGCCGUUGUGGAGGUGAAGAUGCUAUCUGGGUUCAGUCCCAUGGAGGGCACCAAUCAUUUACUCCUCCAGCAAGCACUGGUGAAGAAGGUCGAAUAUGGAACUGAUACACUUAACAUUUAUUUGGAAGAGCUUGGUAAGAAGACUCAGACUUACACCUUCACCAUCAACCAAAGGGUGUUGGUCACCAACCUGAAACCAGCAACCAUCAAAGUCUAUGACUACUACCUACUAGAUGAGCAGGCAACAGUUCAGUAUUCUGAUCCCUGA
Molecule: messenger RNA, 4362 nt
Organism: Trichechus manatus latirostris (Florida manatee)
Lineage: Eukaryota; Metazoa; Chordata; Mammalia; Sirenia; Trichechidae
Product: alpha-2-macroglobulin-like protein 1
Exons: 35
Coding region: 1-4362 (1453 amino acids)
Cellular component (GO): extracellular region
Molecular function (GO): endopeptidase inhibitor activity
Source: RefSeq, a predicted model, not a curated record